AGCACUUUAACAAUUAAAUUCAGUACAAAGAACUCGCGCGGUUGUUCAUACAUUUAGCAGCAAAUUUCAAUUAUUCCCCAACAAAACAACAAAUGUUGCGAGGCAUAUUAACAAACUGUACUAAAAGUACUUGUGUUGCAACUACAUACAAUAUCCUCAAACGUUUGCUUAGCACACAGCUGAUGAAUGAUGGUAAAUUGAUAAUCGUGAAAGAGGGUGAGGGACAGUCUGCCAGUACCACAGACGAUAGACGUGAAAUGAAAUUUCCCACAGUUUGGUUACGAGAUAAUUGCCAAUGCAGUGAAUGCUUUCACGACACGACCAAAAGUCGUAAAAUCAAUUGGGAACGUUGCAGCACUGAAACGGCCAUACGUGCCACACAAGUAACUGUUGACUGCAACGAAAAGGCAAUAAACGUAGAUUGGCAAGAUGCCCACAAAUCAAAAUACGAUUUAAAAUGGCUAAGGCAACGCGAUUUUAGUGCGGAACAGCGCAAGAAAUACAUUGAAGAAGUUUAUAAGCCAAAGGAAAUAAUGUGGGGCCAACAAGACUUCAAUGACAUUUUGAAAAUUUAUGAUUUUCAAAAGAUUAUUGCAAAUGACUUGGAUCUUUACAAUUGGCUGAAAUCUCUAGCUGUAUAUGGUGUUAGUAUCAUAAAAAAUGCUCCUCAUGAUACGACUGUAUGUAGGCAAUUAGCCGAUCGUAUUGGAUUUAUUAAAAGGACUACUUAUGGCGAAGAAUUUGAAGUGAAAUCCAAAGAAAAUGCUCGCAACUAUGCAUAUCUAAUGACACCUUUACCCCUGCAUAUAGACCUGCCAUAUUACGAAUAUAUUGCCGGUAUCAAUAUUCUACAUUGUUUGGUACAAUCUAAAUCCACGGGUGGAGCAAAUCUUCUAACAGAUGGUUUUUAUGUGGCCGAAAAAUUAAAACAAAAUUAUCCUCAGUACUAUGAGGUAUUGCUAAAGACUCCGGUGGACUGGUAUGAUAUAGGAAAGGAUAGCGGCAUGGAAUUUCAUAAUAUAUGGCGGGAGCCAGUAAUAAAUGUGGACUGUGAUGGUCGCUAUCAUCGCAUCAAUCACAAUACCACCAAACGCGAUAGUCACUUUACGGUGCCUUUGGAAAUUGUGGAUCUUUGGUACGAAGCCUAUGACAAAUUUUUACAAAUUGCUUACGAAUCAACGGUUGAAUUUAAAACAAAUCCUGGUGAGUUAUUUGUUUUCAACAACAGACGUAUGCUGCAUGGUCGUACGGCCUUUAUAGAUUCUUCGGAGAAUAAGCGUCAUUUGAUUGGGGCCUAUGUGGACUGGGAUAUUAUUUAUUCGAAGAUGAGAAUUUUGAAGGCGAAAAUGGAAAAUGUUUGAUUUGAUAGUGUACAAAAUAUGAAAAUUAAAAAAUGUAUUUAAAUAUAAAAUGUAUCUUGUAUUUGACAUCUAUUUAUAAAGCGCAGUCAUAAUAUUCUACAAUUUUUAUGUUGAAAUGCAUGAUAAAAAUUUAGUUUAUCUUGAAAUCGAAAA
Messenger RNA from Calliphora vicina (urban bluebottle blowfly), 1514 nucleotides. Its product is annotated as gamma-butyrobetaine dioxygenase-like. Gene Ontology annotation, cellular component: mitochondrion. Gene Ontology annotation, molecular function: oxidoreductase activity. Gene Ontology annotation, biological process: carnitine biosynthetic process. The record is from RefSeq and is a predicted model, not a curated record. Bases 93 to 1361 code for a protein of 422 amino acids. The transcript is spliced from 4 exons. NCBI's taxonomy places the organism in Eukaryota, Metazoa, Arthropoda, Insecta, Diptera, Calliphoridae.